Iphiclides podalirius (scarce swallowtail) is the source of this 990-nucleotide messenger RNA. The record is from the annotation of a GenBank genome assembly. Lineage: Eukaryota; Metazoa; Arthropoda; Insecta; Lepidoptera; Papilionidae.
AUGGCUAACGAGGAUAAGCCCAACUCUGCUCCACGAGGCGUACUUUCUAAUACCGAGCUUCUGAAACUCCUGCAGAUGAACGACGAUGAAAAUCAGAAAUCAUGUUGGGUUUGCUUUGGUACUGAAGCUGACGACAGACUAGCAGCAUGGGUGCAACCAUGCAAAUGUAGUGGCACGACGAAAUGGGUGCACCAGAGCUGUCUCCAGCGUUGGGUGGACGAGAAGCAGCGUGACAACAUAAGCCGCAAGGUGCUCUGUCCCCAGUGCAAGGCGGAGUACAUCGUGGUGUUCCCCUCGAUGGGCGCUUUCGUGGCCCUUUUGGACGCUCUUGAGGAGAUCACGCACAAGAUCAGCCCUUUCAUUGCGGGUGGCGUGCUCCUCGGCUCUAUAUACUGGAUUGCGAUCACUUACGGCGCCGUAACGGUUAUGCAGGUGGUCGGCCACAGAGAGGGUUUGGAGAUGAUGGAAUCCGCAGACCCUCUGGUGCUCCUAGUGCUUCUGCCAACGAUCCCGGUGACCCUCAUCAGCGCCAAAAUGUACAAUUGGGAGGAUUCGGUUCUACUGUUCCUGAGAAAAUACUGCGCGAAGAUACCAGCGCUCGCCUACAUUCUUCCGUUCGGAAAUGUGAACAGCGACAGGGGCGCCAUAGUGUCCGGCCAAUCGGCCAACUCGAGCCACGGGCCCAACACGCACCUGUCACCGACGAGGAUAUUCUGCUCCGCCCUCCUGCUGCCCACAAUAUCCACGAUCAUCGGCAAAAUCUUCUUCCGCUCGAUCCAGAACAACCUGCAUCGGACCUUCCUCGGGGGGCUCACAUACAUAACCAUCAAGGGCGCCCUGAAGAUAUACCACAAGCAGAUGCUGUACAUCAGGCACUCCAGCCGCAAGAUCCUCGACUACACGGAGGCCAACCUGAAGCUGUACAGGAACGCGGCACCGCCUAGCAGUGCCGAGGCCGUGUCGAACAGAGACGACACCGAGCAGGUCGUC